AAACAUCAGUUUGCAUCAUGUGACAUACAAAGCUGCACACACACACAUGAAAGAGCAUCGAAAACUUGUCAAUAUUUCGGCAUAAUGUUUCCAAACAUUAGCAUCUUAACUUUACAGAUACUUAUAUUGUGUUUUGAUGUGUGCUCAGGCGAUAUUUUUGCACGUUUGAGCAAGUCUACAGCUCCAGAGAAACAACGUUUGAGCCUAUUGUGCCAGGGUUGUAACGAGACGAGCAACUUCAUCGAAGGAAAUUGCUUGCAAAAACAACGUAGAGGGAGAUGUUGUCUGGAUUCAAAUAACGUUACCAUUGGUCUAGAUCUUGGAAACUGUAGUCUUACCCGUGUCCCAGACAUCCACUCUUUACAAAGUCUUUCCUGGUUGAAUUUGGCUAAUAACUCCCAACUAGACUGUUCAUAUUCUGGUUACGACAGUGCAUACAAGGGACUCAAAAAAUUAUCAUCAAUAUACCUGCCAUCACAUUGCAAUUGUCCAGGAGGGAGGGUGCUAUGGAAUGUUACAAAAACAAAAGACUCCAAGUCAUGUAUCGGCCAGCUAAACACAUGCUCUGUACUCAAUGUCACAUGCCCUGAUAAUUCUGAUUGCGUGGAUAAUGGUCCAGGUUUUUACGAGUGUCAUUGCAAGCCAUCUUGGGGGGGCUACAGGUGUCUUGUCAAGGAUGGGAUUCCUAUCAUUAUUAUUCUGGGCUCUAUAGCAGGGGCUGCUAUCUUCACCAUUGCCAUCCUCUCAAUUUUAAUGUGCAAAAGGUGAGUUUGGGAAAAGUUAAGAUGAGUUGUGCCAUUGCUUUCUCGGCCUGGGAUCACUUCUCUGGGUUUGAUAGCUCUAACACAAUUGCUGCCUAUGAGCAGGUCGACAAAAUUUGUCAGUGUCGAUUUGUCAGCGCUUUGUGCGGUGCUUAUGUACCUUAAAACGCGUUUGUCGAUUUGUCAGUCGACAGGUCGACAAAAUUUGUCAGUGUUGAUUUGUCAUUCCUCUGUGCGGUGGUUAUAUGCU
Messenger RNA from Nematostella vectensis (starlet sea anemone), 1011 nucleotides. RefSeq names its product all-trans retinoic acid-induced differentiation factor. Gene Ontology annotation, cellular component: intracellular membrane-bounded organelle. Lineage: Eukaryota; Metazoa; Cnidaria; Anthozoa; Actiniaria; Edwardsiidae. The record is from RefSeq and is a predicted model, not a curated record. Bases 85 to 768 code for a protein of 227 amino acids. Gene Ontology annotation, biological process: positive regulation of osteoblast differentiation. The transcript is spliced from 8 exons.